Paramormyrops kingsleyae is the source of this 4182-nucleotide messenger RNA. It is a transcript of the gene slc15a4, whose product is annotated as solute carrier family 15 member 4. NCBI's taxonomy places the organism in Eukaryota, Metazoa, Chordata, Actinopteri, Osteoglossiformes, Mormyridae. Gene Ontology annotation, molecular function: transmembrane transporter activity. The record is from RefSeq and is a predicted model, not a curated record. Gene Ontology annotation, biological process: transmembrane transport; oligopeptide transport. Gene Ontology annotation, cellular component: membrane.
AGCACGCCCUCGCAAGGUGGCUCCCGUUUCAUCAGCGCCUCCACAUCGCCCGGGGACUUGAAAUCUGCGACAUCUCGGAGAACACAGGAAGUAUUCGCAAUGGCUGAUUGACUUGUGAUUUGCCCAAUUGAAACCGUCGAUGUAGGCGCCUCUGUCCAAUCGGAUGCCAGGAGGAAUGGGGUUGUUAUCGAAGUCACGCGGCAGUACUGUGACUAACUGAAUGGUCGGGAAACGACGGUGAAUAGCUGUGGAGGAGACGCUGAAUAAAAGGGUUUAAUAUUCUCCUCAGGGUGGUUGCAUAAGCCUGGUUCCUCAUGGCGAGCAGGGAGGUGGGCGAGACGACUCCCCUCUUGGAGGGGUCAGGGACUGCCAGCAGAGCUCCGGGGUCCAUCUUCCAAGGCAGGAGGCUGGCCUGUGCUGCCAUCCUGCUGGCUGAGUCCCUGGAGCGAGUGGCCUUCUACAGCAUCACCUCGAACUUGGUGCUCUUCCUAAACAGCAAGCCCUUCUACUGGGAGGGGACGCAGGCGAGCCAGGCGCCCCUAGUCUUCAUGGGGGUCACCUACCUAAUCUCCCCGUUUGGGGGCUGGUUGGCGGAUGCCUGCCUCAGCAAGUUUUGGACCAUUGCGGUCAGCCUGGUUCUGUACCUGGCUGGCAUUCUCUUCUUCCCCUUUGUGGCGGAUGAAGGAUCCCAGACUGCCCUGUGUGGGGAAGAAAUGGCCUUCCCCGUGCAGCCCCCGGAGUGCCUGAGUUUCAACGGCACGCUACCCAGCAAUGUGUCCUGUCCCACUCGCGCUCCUUACUGUGGGACCGUGGUAUACAGUGGCCUGGUCCUCAUCGCCUUGGGCGUUGGGACGGUGAAAUCGAACAUCACUCCAUUUGGGGCUGAUCAGGUAAAAGACAGAGGACCGGAGGCAACGCGGCGGUUCUUCAAUUGGUUCUACUGGUGCAUCAACCUGGGAGCCAUCUUAUCUCUGGGUGGUGUGGCCUACAUCCAGCAAAACAUUAGUUUCAAGUUGGGUUAUAUCAUCCCAGCUGUAUGCUUGGGCGUGUCCCUCCUGGUCUUCCUCCUGGGGCGCACCGUCUUCAUCACCAAGCCGGCUGAUGGCAGUGCCUUCACCGACAUGUUCAAGAUCCUCAGUUUCGUUUGCUGCUCAUCCCGUAGGCCCAAGGAGCCACAUCUACUCCGUCCUAGACCACGGCUGCUGGACACCGCUAAAGUGACCUACGGGGGGGCAUUCUCGGAGGAGAAGGUGGAGGAGUUUAAGGCCCUGGUAAAAAUCAUCCCCGUCUUCUUGGCACUCAUCCCCUACUGGACUGUGUACUUCCAGAUGCAGACAACAUAUAUCCUGCAAAGCCUGCACUUGAGGAUCCCAGAGUUUUCCUGGAAUAUCUCAUCGAACAGCAGUACCCCAAACCAGGUGUCCUUCCGCUUCCCGGCGGCCUGGCUCACCAUGUUCGACGCCGUGCUCAUCCUCCUGCUGAUCCCACUGAAGGACAAGGUGGUGGACCCCGUGCUGCGCCGUCGGGGCCUGCUGCCCUCCCCGCUCAAGAGGAUCGCCGUGGGAAUGUUCUUCGUCAUGUGGUCCGCCGUGGCAGCUGGGAUCCUGGAGACCAAGAGACUGGAGGACAUCAACCUUCAUGGCACCAUUGACCAGAUAAUCAGUGGGGUGACCUUCCAUGCCUCAGACCUGCCCGUGUGGUGGCAGAUCCCCCAGUACGUCUUGAUUGGCAUCAGCGAGAUCUUCGCCAGCAUUGCGGGUCUGGAGUUUGCUUACUCUGCUGCCCCCAAGUCCAUGCAGAGCGCCAUCAUGGGACUCUUCUUCUUCUUCUCCGGGAUUGGCUCCUUCGUGGGCUCCGGCCUGCUGGCCCUCGUCUCACUCAGGGGCAUUGGCUGGAUGUCUUCACACAAGGAUUUCGGCAACAUCAACGACUGCUCCCUGCAUUACUAUUUCUUCCUGCUGGCUGGCAUCCAGGGGGCGACGCUGCUCCUUUUCCUCAUCGUGUCUGUGAGGUACGAGCAGCAGAGAGCUCGCUCUGGAAGCCUGAAGCACGGAGCAGCCACGCCCUCCUGACCCGGCCAAAUAUCUCCCUCACGGAUUGGGGGCUUCCAACUGUGCUUUUUUUUUUUUUCUUUCUUCUUUUACGCUUUUGCAGUCCUGCUUCUGUGUGUAACACCAGAAUUAAUGACUAAGGUAUGACUAUUUAUCCUGAGAGCAAAUAUGAGAACAGCGUGAUUUAUGUUCUUGAAUAUUAUACAUAUUACGAGUAUGAAUACCUCAUUUUAAGAUGACUCCCCUAAAUUUACUCUUGGCUUUUAAUGAAUUACAGAAUUUUAAAUAAUUCGUUUUACCAUAUUAAUUCUUAGAGAAGAGGCAUCUUAAAUAUUAUUGCACACUUGAUGUAUUUUUUAAUGAGAUUUUUAUAUUUAUAUGUAUUAUUUAAGAAUAUGGGUCCUGGAUUUUCUCAUAUUAAUGUAGGUUGUGUGACAGUGUGUAACGAUGGUGGUGGACUAGACCACUCCUCUGGUAGAUGUCAUGGCUUUGUGCGUCCCUUGUCUCCUCUGAUAAAUAAGCACUGCGACUGAAGGGUUCCUUUUAUGUUUGUACAACUAAUACACUUAAGUAUUUGCUUCCUUUCUCGGUUAACUCAAUCAAAACAGCCAAAUACCACCUAUCUUAUGUAAGUAAUGUAGAUGGUGGUUUACAUGGAAUACCCGUAACUUUUUGUGUAAAGAAAUGUUUUAUGUAUAUAUACGAUUUAUUUAAGGGAAUAGGUUUUAUUUCAUGCUACUAGUGGCUUAUACAAAGUGUGUGUUCAGGAAAGUGGAUACCCUGACAUCUAAUGUCAGCCUAUUGACUAUUUUUUUUUGUACAGUUUUUGCAUAUGUGAGAUUUUGUGUAUAUCAUCUCCCUUCCGUUUGAAUGGAGCUGCUUUGAAAGAUGUCGAAGGACUUGGUCAUCUUGUUGCUGUUCCUGAGUUCAGCACCAACACGCAGCUUCGAUCUGCUAGACGGCUUUCCUUUUCUUCAGCUCCUACCUGCAUCUGCCUGGUGGUUUUUCAUGCACCUGGGUUCAGGGCUUUAACAAAUGAAUGUGUCACCAUAGUGAUAAUCACACUGUUUACAAUGGAGACACCUGCACUUUGUAAAGGAUUAAUUAUCUGUCUAAAAAGCCCGGUCUGGAUAGAGCAUUUAAAAUGCAAACAUUAAUAGCAGAAUAAAAAACAAUAAUUUCAAGGUUAAAAAUUAUAAUUAUGAAAGCAGAUAAAGAUCUAACACAAGGACAUUAAUGAUGGAAUUUGUCGUUAACAUUAUUCAUUGUCAGUCAUCGUCAGCAUCGUAUGAGUCAUACUUGCUUGUCAGUAGGAAUAGGUCUAUUGAGUUGUGAACUCAUUACAUCUUCAUUGUUUGGCACUUUAGCCUGUGGUUUGUAGUACGACUCAAGGGAGAGUCCCACACUUUUAUGCAUCUUUUAAUAAAGGUGUUAAUGUUGUGAUUGAUCACAAUAUAGACUUUCUAGUGGGGCGUUUGAAUUUUAACAGUGACUGUGUGGAGAGUGUGCUCAGAUUUACUCGCAUCCCCGAGAUCAGAAGCUCAUCUUAUGUGUGCACAUUACUUUAGAAGCUUAGCACUCCGGAGGUGAGAGGGUCAUGGCACCAUCACGGUGCUUGACAUUAAAUAUGGAGCACUACAGUGUUUGACAGUAAACUUUUAUUUUUCCCUAAGCAGGUGUGGCUCUAUUAAUCUAUGCUGAAUUGGCAUAUACUCAUGAAGCUGAAAAGCCCAUUUAUAUGCAGACAGCAGUUGGGGCAGACACUCCAGUUACUGUAAUUCUCAGGUAACCACUGAAGCCUGCGUGUCUUCCACGGUUUACAGAAGCUCAGGGUCUUGUUACAGGAGCCCCAUGUGGGUGUUCUGAUCAUGCCUCUGAGCGGUGGGACGCGUCUGGCUCUUACCUUAACCAUCAAAUAGGGUGAUUUCCAGCUGAAGCCUUCCUAAGAUUUCUCAAGUGCGUCUUUUACAGCGUCCACAUUUACAUCCUUGUGACAGCCAUGGCCAUAAACGCUCCAUGUCUGUAAUUUGCAGUGGCUUUAAUGUUUUGCGAUGCUUCUGAGAUAACCCUGCUGAAGUGAUUGACAUUUGUAUUGUAUCCUUUUCUAUUAAAAUGCAAUUUGUGCCUUUAA